Messenger RNA from Mollisia scopiformis, 717 nucleotides. RefSeq lists its product as uncharacterized. Lineage: Eukaryota; Fungi; Ascomycota; Leotiomycetes; Helotiales; Mollisiaceae. The record is from RefSeq and is a predicted model, not a curated record. The transcript has a single exon. The coding region runs from base 1 to 639 and encodes 212 amino acids.
AUGUGCCCCGUGAUAUGGACCUUCGCGUGUGGCCAUGUAUUGCAAGGUACUGGCCCUGAAAGGUUCCCACCAAGGACCACCAGUCUCACCUCCCCUCAUGCGUGCCCAGCCUGUCAACUUAGCGCCAUCCCAGCCACCGACCAACUCAAAGAGGAACUGGCUCGAGAAUUCGAUAAUCAUAAGCAAACUUUAUCCUUUCUCGAGAAAGAACUCGAUCUCCAUCGAGACCAAGUCAAGAAUGUCAACGUGGACAACAAAGAGAUGAACGCAUAUCUGGAUAGGAUCGGGCCGUUCCUCAUGUGGUCGUGGGCCAAGAUGGUUGCAGACUUCCAUGUUAAGAUGUGGACGCAUCCACGCGUCGAAGUUUUCCGCGAUUGUUUAAGGUCCACGAUGAUGCAGGAUAUCCAAUCUGUUAUCAUGGCAGUGGAUGCUAUGGCCAAGGCUAAUAUCUUAGAGCAUAAACAUGGAUCUACUAAAUUAGACGAUGAGGAUAUAAUCAUCCUCGGUCGCAAGCUACCCAACAUUCUUGCUCAGCAUGAAAGCAACCCUGAAGUCGGACUCGACGAACGAGAAAAAGAAUUGAUUGAAGCUUGGAAGACGGUAUUGGCUUUGAUAAAGAAGGCGGACGUUGGGGUUUGAGGGACUUGUCAACGGCUAGAGCCUGAAAUAAGCGAAAAUAGGGGUGUGGACCUUUGGCCAGCUAUGAAAAGGCACCCA